ACGGCUUACUAGGGGUUGUGGUGAGCAAGGACUUGGUGAAGAUUGUGCGACUCAAGAAUGUAAAGAUGGUCUGAAAUGUAGGGAGGAUCCGGUCUUUCACGGGUUUACUUGUAAAGACAGUUAA
This is a messenger RNA of Cetraspora pellucida, 124 nucleotides long. The record is from the annotation of a GenBank genome assembly. NCBI's taxonomy places the organism in Eukaryota, Fungi, Glomeromycota, Glomeromycetes, Diversisporales, Gigasporaceae.